GUCCCCCGCUGGCGAGGAUAAGGAGAGCAGAAGGAAAUCCAGUCAGUUUCUUCUCGUCCUCGCUCCCCUUCGCGCCAAAAGUGGAAGCCGUGACCAUUGCUGGCUUGUCCACUACCUCUGGAGCGGGCGGCCGCGGUCAGGUCCCGGCCCCUUCCCAUUCCUUCCUCCUUACCCCCCACCCCCAACACCAAAACCAGCCAGAGUCCGCGCGGGUGGCGAAGGGAAGCUAGGAUGAUGUCUAAAUUUUCCCCGAAUAUAUUUCAGUGUUGGUGAAAGAGCUCAAAUCUCCAUUUAAAAAGCCAGGUCACAUCUCGAAGAGAUUGAUAAUUCAUGAUUUAGAAAGACUGGGAAGAUAUGGUCCCAGAAUGGGAUUCUCUCUUAGUAAAUCUACUCAAGUAUCUGCUAUACCCAGUGAUUCAAAAGUGGAGGAUCAUUUAAUUCAAAGGACUAAGAAAAGCAGAUUAAGACCAGUGACUCCGUUAUUUCAACAUACCAGAAAAAUAAGAUUAGAAGACACGAUUCAAGGAGAAAACUUUACAACCAAUGAAGAGACUGGUACAGAAUCUCAUUCAGGAAAAUCGUUAAGUCCUGUGACAUAUGUUAAAGAAAGAGAUGGACUAGAAAUGAUAGAUGUGGAAUGAGGCUAUUUCUACAUUAUUAAUAAACAAAUACUUUUGGCUAA
Antechinus flavipes (yellow-footed antechinus) is the source of this 682-nucleotide messenger RNA. RefSeq names its product chromosome 3 C2orf15 homolog (gene C3H2orf15). The record is from RefSeq and is a predicted model, not a curated record. The transcript has 3 exons. Bases 366 to 641 code for a protein of 91 amino acids. NCBI's taxonomy places the organism in Eukaryota, Metazoa, Chordata, Mammalia, Dasyuromorphia, Dasyuridae.